Messenger RNA from Epithele typhae, 1353 nucleotides. RefSeq lists its product as uncharacterized. Lineage: Eukaryota; Fungi; Basidiomycota; Agaricomycetes; Polyporales; Epitheliaceae. The coding region runs from base 1 to 1353 and encodes 450 amino acids. The transcript has a single exon. The record is from RefSeq and is a predicted model, not a curated record.
AUGUCCUACAACUCCCACCACCUCCCGCCCGGCGCGCGUCCGCUUGCGACGUCGCCGAAUGCUGCGCCGCGGUCUGGCCGCACACGCUCGAGUAGCUAUGUGCGCUUCUCUGACCAAGUCCCAGAGUACUACCCGCCGUUUCAGGGCACACAGGCUCCCCCCGCGAUCGCCCAACAGACACUCCCUGCGGUCGCCCCGCCCGCUGAGCUACUCCCCCUCCGCCCGAUCCCCCUCCCUGAAGUCACUCCCCUCCUUCGUCCCGUCGCGUUGUAUCCUAGUGAGGGCUCACCACCGCGCGGUGCGCGCCGCGGGUCGCACGGCAGCGUUGCGCGCCCCAUCAACCCGACUGCGCACAACGCAAACUAUGACUCCAGCGCGCCCACGUCGGACGACGCCACUGCCCGCGGUCAGAGCCAUGGCUCUGUGCCCGCCCGCGAUCAAGAAGGCCAUGUCGCUGCACCACGGCCGCGCGCCUUACCCCGCAUCCCCGCCGCCGAUUCCGCCUCCUCGGUCGCCCCCGCGCGCCGACAGGACGCCGGCGCUCAUCCCCCCGCUGACGCCGACCUCGGAGCCGCGCUCGCUGGCCUUGACAUCACCGACUCCCACGUCUCCCGCACGCCCCCUCGCUCGCGCCUUCCGCCGCCCAUCCCGCCGGCGGAGACUCGCCCCGACGCACACACGCGCAUGACCACCCCACCGAAGGCCGAGCGCGGGGGCUCGCCGGCCAGCGGGCACAGCGGGCACCGCUCCUCCGGAUCCGCAGACUCGUUCCUCUUCGUCAAGCCGCAGAGGCUCUCCUCCGGGACGCCGCCGUCGUCCCCCGAAGCCCCCGCGAAGGACGACGGGAAGCCCGCGCUCGCGGACGUCCUGCGCGACUUCCAGACCUACGCCGCGUGGGACCUCCGCGCGGCCGACGCGCCCCCCAAGUCCGGACGGCACCUCGACGGGCGCGCGUUCACCGGCGGCGGACGCGCGGAGCUCAGGCUCCGGUUCAACCCCCGGUGGACGCUGGCGACGCGGAGCGCGGACGAGGAGGGCGGGACCGCGUUCUCGUGCACCGCGCGGCGCGGGGACGGCGCGCCGCUCGCCGUGCGGGACGUGCUCGCCGCAAUCGGCCGGAAGAUGUACGAGGACACGCGGUGGCUCGCCGCGGACGAGCCCACGGGGAGCUGGCGCUACGAGCGCGCGGUCGAGGAGCGGCCGUCCCGGUUGGGCGGGAGGGAGGAUGGGCGGAGACAGAAGAUGGUCAAUGUGGACUGGUACGCGCGGGGCGAGGCUGCGCUCCUCGGGCUGACGACGACGGGCAAGGCGGGGGAGGUGCUCGUCAUCCUGGGGAGGCCGUCGCCGGAUUGA